Rhopilema esculentum is the source of this 3219-nucleotide messenger RNA. RefSeq lists its product as uncharacterized. The record is from RefSeq and is a predicted model, not a curated record. NCBI's taxonomy places the organism in Eukaryota, Metazoa, Cnidaria, Scyphozoa, Rhizostomeae, Rhizostomatidae.
CAUGGGGGAAAUUAGAAUUUCAUCGCUUCAACUCAAAGACGUAAAUUGGCAGAUAUUUGAGGGGGGGGGGAUGAAGGGCUCGGAAUUUCCGUUUGUCAAAGGUAAAUUAUACACAGCCCCCCACAGCCCCCCACACCCCCUCCCAGUUCGCAAUAUUUAAGUAAAUAUUUCGCAAUUCAAUGGAGCAUUUGCUUUGCGAAGAAUAUUCGAAUUGAUUGUUUCAAAGAAUGCCAUCAAACAGAGAGUCGCAAUGGUUGCAUUGUUGAUAGCCUGGUGGAUGGCCUUCUAUGCUACAAAUGGUUGGAAUACGAAGAAUUCCUUGAGACGAUGUUUGUCUUGAUAUCAAAUAAACAUCUUUGAUCAUCAGGACAAACAAUCAGAAAGAAACUCAAACAAAUUUUUAAUACGCUUUUGAGUUACAAAGGAUCUUGUUUAGCUAGUGGCAAAGAGAAAUGUCAAGAAGUCAAUUGAUGUUAGUGAUAUUAAAGUAACAAGCUGAGCAUGGCAAACGGGCGUUUCCAUCUUCACGUGAAUGGUACCAACUACAUUAUCACCGGAACAAAAAAUGAAAGAUCCUAUAAAGAUAUUCUUUGCACGAUUGCUAAGAAAAAUGACUCUGAAACAGACAUGAACGAUGACCAGUCAGUUGAAAUAGUGAAAGUGAAGGCAAAGAAGACAAGACUCCAGUCAUCGUGUAACAGAGACAUGUUGAAGAAAAACAAAAGGAAAAUGGCAAAUGCUGCUCUCAGCUUGACCAAAACUAGUCAAGGUGGGGCGAGCUGUAAGAAGAAUGUCAAGAAGCGAAAACAAGAAAAACGAAAUCGAGAGGCUGAUAAAGAAUACACAAUUGAAGAUUCGGAUACAGAAACCUUUCAUCAACGGCGUACAAAGAUGAAAUGUUUGAUGGCAGCUAGAUUGAAAGAUGGACUCGACAAAAUUAUGCCUAAUCAUACAAAAACUGCUUAUAUGAGUUUACUUCAAAAGACCGCAUCAAAAAAUCAAUUUGGAGAACAAUUAAGUCAUUUUGACAAAAUAUCAAUAUAUGCUAUCGAUGAAACAUCUCUUAAAAGAGCUUUUAGUGAAAAUGUCAUCAAAGAUACUGAGUGUGAUGGACCUUCAAAAUGUAUAGCAUCUUUUCAAUGUGAGGCAAACCAGUCGAGACGCUCGAACCAGUCAACAGAAGAAGUUGUUCCAGAUGAUAAAGACAGUGGAGUUCCGUCCUUAGAAUCGGAAGAUCAAUUGCCAAAGGAUGAAAUUCGGGCGGAACAACGGACUGCUGACAAGAAAAUGAAGCUUUCAUCUUGUGAAGCAUUUCAGAUAAACAGGAACCUCACGCAAGAAUCAAGAUAUGUAUGUCCUUGCAUGCACCGUGUGCAUGAACAAAGUUCAACCACUCCCCGAAAACAGUUGACUUUUGGCGGCCAAGCAAAAACAGAGCUAAGUUCUUGCGGACAUCGAAGAGGCCGAAAUAAUGACAUAAAGCCUAAAAGUGAUGGGGAAUAUUUACAAAGUUUUUAUCAUAAUCUUUUUCUGACUUUCCAUGGCAUUUGCAAUAAAGAUGGCAAAGAGGAAAUAGAGAAGACGCAGAAAACUGUUUUGUAUUGCCAAAAACAAGAUCUCGACAAGGGAAUUAAAACGAUCUGUAAUUCUACAGAAAUCACAAACACAAAAGAACAUUUGAAAAAGGAAUGCACAGUAGAAGAACAAGUUGAGAGGCACAUCGUGUCAGGAAAGAAAAGCAUUCGUGCAUCUAAAAGUAAACGAAGAGAAGAUAUUUCCACUAACAGCAAUAGUUUUAAACUUGAAUCAAAAUUGAAAACUAUAGCAAAUCCAACAGUUUGCUUGCAAAAACCAGGAGAUCAUGGAAAAUUGGACGUGACCGUGGCAGGAUUGAAAAAUGACAUUGAAGUUUUCAAAAGCGAAAGUGCCGCUGAAGAAGAAAGACAGAGCACGAGAUGCCAGGGAUGCCAUGGAAAUACCAAACAGCAUACGACAUUAAAACCAGAAUCUGUGAAAACAGAACUAAAUGUGGGACAAGCUUGGUCAAGAAACGUUAGAACCUCUGUUGGUUUGAAAGAGUUGUACCUUGCAAAUAGUGAUAGUCUCAUAGAAGACUGUCGGGUUUCAGGUAAUGAAGUUGAUGCUCAGCGCCCUAUGAGGAAAGAUAUUGCAUUAGAAGAAAUAAACCAGUUAGUAGAGAAUCUUUACAUGAGAUCUGAAGAGAGGAAGCCAAUCCUAGAGACACCGAAGUCAGAAUGUGGAGACAAGGAAAUAGGGAAAAGGGAACAUCAAUUUUGUGAAAAGGAAGAAAACAUUAAAAAGGGAUCAGCAGCACACGACAGAAGCAAAAAAGGCUCAAUGCAAGAAAUUACUAAAAUAUUAGAGGUAGCAAAGGGACUACCAGGAGCUGUUCCACCUGGAAAUGAUUUGAAAACGAAGGAGGAGCUGGAUACGGACAUAGAGAAGCAGCUGAAUAGGUUUCAGGGGUCUUCGAUUAUAUGUACUAAAGUAAAUGGCUGGGAUGAAAAUAACAACGAAAUCGGAAACAGACCAUUGUCUAUGGAGCAUAAAUCAGAAGGUAUGCUAAAUGUUGAACAUGAAUGUGAAGGAAAUGAUGAAUUUGGUCACAAUUUAUCAGAGGACACAGAAAGAAAAAACAUUUGGGACAGAUACAUUUCAGUGUGCCAAAGCAUUGUUGAGAUUUCUGAAAGGCUUCUUUAUUUUGACUUACUGUAUGAGCAGCUGACAAUGGAAAUAACCCAAAUUGAGAUGCAAGAGAACCUGGUUGAUAACGACACAUUGGAGUACGACGAGCAAAUGAUUAUCCAAGAAAUAAUAGGAUUUAAAAAGAAUCUCAAAGAAAUAACUUUAUUGUCAAGAAGACAAGGAAAAGAGCUACUCGAGAAUAGAAAGGAACUUAUCAGACUGGAUACAAUCUUAAAAGAACGAAAGUCAAUUCUAGGAAAUUUACAAGAAUUUGUUUUCGUAAAAAGAAUCCAAUCUGCACCUCGUCAACUGCGAAAAAGUCACGCAAAAAAAAGAAAAAUCCCUAACAAAUAAAUGUUUUCACUGGUAAAGUUCGCAUUUGAAGGUUUAAAGUGAAUGCAAAUGAGGAAUAAUGUAUCAAGUAUGAUUUGAACUUGUCUACUGUUCUAGCCAAAGCAGUACCUAAUCACUGCUAUGUUUUUGUUUAGUUCAUUAAAGCAUUUAUCUUUUUGA